Messenger RNA from Zophobas morio, 1137 nucleotides. RefSeq names its product odorant receptor 85b-like. NCBI's taxonomy places the organism in Eukaryota, Metazoa, Arthropoda, Insecta, Coleoptera, Tenebrionidae. The record is from RefSeq and is a predicted model, not a curated record. The transcript has 6 exons. Bases 1 to 1137 code for a protein of 378 amino acids. Gene Ontology annotation, biological process: detection of chemical stimulus involved in sensory perception of smell; sensory perception of smell. Gene Ontology annotation, molecular function: olfactory receptor activity; odorant binding. Gene Ontology annotation, cellular component: plasma membrane.
AUGAAGCAACAACCUGAGAUCCAAGUUUGUAAACUGAGUUGCCACUUUCUCAAAUACUCUCUAAUCUGGCCAAACAAAAAUGAAGAAUUCAAACCAUCGAAACGACUCUACAUCAAGCAAUGUUUAUUUGCAUUAUUUCUAGCCAUUCCAAACUGGUUGCUACUUUUUUCGCACCUAGUGCUCUCCCUUCAAGAAGGCACAGUCGACGUCAGCGAGGACUUGGCAAUUUUCACAGCUUUCUUCAGCUACGUUGGCAUGAUGGCCAUGUACGUGUCCAAACAAAAACAACUAGCAUCCCUUUUGCUAGACCUGAGCGACUUUCGCACCUACAACAAACCCCCUCGCUUCGACACCGUAAACAAGAAACUAAAGUACCUCUCGAAAUUUAUUUUUUACUUCGGGAUUAACGCAACUUUGAUUUACAACGCGCUUAAAAUCAUCGAGAUCCCGAAUUGUAGAAGAAUGAGGAAGAUUCGUGAGACUUGUGGGACUUUAACACCUGUGUGGACCCCGUUUGACACCGACCAUUGGAUUACCUUUACCCUGAUGGUGUCUUACGUGUUUGGUUUUUUUGUAACAGUGGACAGGGUGAACAUGUUCGUCUCGCUGCAAUGUUUCGAAAUCGCCUGUAACAUAAAGCUGCGAAUCGACCACCUCAAUUCGAUGCUUUUGAGUUGUUUUGAAGGAAAUCGGGAUGGAGAUAAGAAGAGACUUAGAGGGUGCAUCCGCUAUCACAGUCUUCUCAUUGACUUGUGUGAACGAUUCAAUAGUUGUUUUAUUAACGAAAUGUUUACGUUUUUGGCCACGACUGGAAUAAUUUGUGCUUGUUUGGAAAAUCAGAUUUUGAGGCAACUUAACGUUGGAGCUAUGCUGCAUAUAGCUGGCUGGAUCGAAGCAGUUUUUAUUGCGUGUCUUUCUGGACAGAUUUUGAUAGAUUCGUCGACGUCGGUAGGGCAAGCCGCCUAUAACUCGAAAUGGUAUAAAGCGGACCCCGAUGUCAGGAAAGACUUGGUUCUUAUUAUCAAGAGGAGUCAGAAACCGUUGUUCCUAGAAACGGGACCUUUCAAUGUUCUGAGUUUUUCGCUAUUCGUUUCUAUUAUGAAACUGUCGUAUUCUAUUUUGGCACUCCUGAGAUAG